AUGGAAGACAAAAUAAAAACUAAAAAUGAAGAAAAUUUAGAAUAUAUAAAAAAAUAUAUUGGAUAUGCUUUGGCUAAAUCACUAUUAAUGACAAUGAAAACAGACAGUGAUAGUAAACUUUAUAAUCCUUUAAUUCUCAUAAGUAAACAUUUGAAGAAUUUUGCCUCUUUUAAUGAACAAAAAAACAAGAAAAAGAAAAUUCUAAUAAAAAAAUUACAUUCUAAUAAUAUAAAAAUACAUGAUGAAAUACAUAAAAAUUUUAGUAAAAAAGUGGUAAAAGAUUUAUAUAAUUUUACUAGCAAUGAAAAGAACAUUGAAUAUGAAAAUUUUACUAUAUUAAUAAAUUUAAUUAAAGAUAUAUUUAAUAUAGAAAAUGCAUAUAUAGGUAAAGUAUACGAAAUAAAAGAUAAUAAAAGAAAUGUAACUACUCUAAAAUUUAUCUAUACCAGUGAAAAUUGUGAUAUAAAAAAUGUAUUAUUGGAUGAAAAAGAAAUUAAUAAUAUCUUCUUAUCUGCUGAACAACAAAAAGAAGACUUCCUCUUUGAGAAAAAUUUUCUUUUUCCAAAUAUCAUAGAAGGGAAAUUUUUCUAUGAAACAUUAAAUUGCAAUUUAUUCCCUAACAUUAACCCUUUAUAUGAAAAUAAAAGUUAUUUAAAUAGAAUACAACAUAAAAAAUUUGCAAAAGAUAAAAAAAUAUUCGAAGAUGAACAUAAUAAUAAAGAAGGUAUUUAUAAAAAUGAUGAUUUAGAAGAUCGUCGAUCUGAGAGUAACAUUAGAGAAGGAAAUGAAAAGUAUAAUGAAAAUAAAGAAAAAGAUAAUGAAAAUGGCGAAGAUGAUGAAGAUGAUGAAAAUGAUAAAGAUGAAAAAAAUAAAAGUGAAAAUGAAAAUGAUGAAGAUGAAGAUGAAGAUGAAGAUGAAGACGACGAAGAUGAAGACGAAAAAGAUGAUGGAAAUAAAAAAGAUGCAAAUAAAAAUGAUGAAGAAUGUAAAAAAGAUGAAGUUAAUGAAAACGAUGAAGAUAAUGAAAAUAAGAGUAAUAAUAAAGAUAAUGACCAUGAAUAUGAUAAUGAAAAUGGUGAAAUUAAUGAAAAUGAAAAUGAUGAGAAUGAUCAAAAAGAAGUAAUGGAUAGAUAUGAGGAAAAAGAAAUAAAAUUUGGAAAUGAAAAAGAAAAUUAUGAAAACUAUUUACUUGAAAUUCUAAAUUUGAAUCUCACAUAUAAGUGUAUAUAUAUUUAUGAAAUAAUGGAAAGACCAGAUAUAUUUUUAUAUUCUUAUAUGAAGCCUGGAGACUUUUUUUGCAUUCCUAUAAUUUAUUAUACUUUCUACAAUUUUCAUUUUUUGAGUAAAUUAUACUCAUUUAAAAAAUGCCUUUUUUUUAAUUCGAAGUACAUAGAUAAUCAAAAUUGCAAAGAUAAUUCUUUAAAUGAAUAUAACAAAAACAAAGAGUUAUUUUCAAAGAAUAAAAAUGAUGAUAAAAUGUUAGACGAAGACAAUCAAAAAGAUAUAGAAAAAAAAAAUGAAAAAUUGAAGGAAAAAAUAACUAUUGAAGAAAGAAAAAAAUGGAUAAGACCAAAAUUUGAUUUUAAAAAUGGAAAAAAAAUAGAAAUUUGUCUAUGCUUAGAUAACAGAGGAAGUAUAAAUAAGAUAAAUAAAAAUCAAAUUAAUAAUCUUAUAAAUUUUUCUUAUUUUCUAAUUACUCGGAUUUUUUUAUCUGAGAAAAAAUGCAUUGAAGAACAAGUUGACUAUAUGAUUGAAUGUGAAUAUGGAAAAGAAAAAAUUCUCAUAGAAAAGUUACAUAGCAAAAUGGAAGACAAUAAUUAUGAAUAUAUUAUAAAUAAAUAUAAAAAUAAAUUAACAGAUCAUUAUUAUUUUAACAAAUCACACGAUUUAAUUAAAUAUAUUUGCAUACUCCUUUGGAUACAAACAAAAAUUUUAAAACAUCAACAAAAAAUUUUUGAUAUUAGAAAAAUAAAGAUUGAAUGUAACAAAACAUUUUUAAUGGCUUUAUUUAGUUGCUAUAUAAUACUAGAAUAUGAUUAUUCUUAUUUUGCAUUUUCAAAUGAUAUACUGGAUUAUGAAUGGAGAAAAUUAAUUUUACAUAUAAAUCAGAAAUUUCUAGAUAAACUAAUAUCAUUUAAUCCCAUUAUAUUUUUUCAAGGUUAUUAUACAAAUAAUUUAUAG
Messenger RNA from Plasmodium relictum, 2181 nucleotides. Its product is annotated as conserved Plasmodium protein, unknown function. NCBI's taxonomy places the organism in Eukaryota, Apicomplexa, Aconoidasida, Haemosporida, Plasmodiidae. Bases 1 to 2181 code for a protein of 726 amino acids. The record is from RefSeq and is a predicted model, not a curated record. The transcript has 5 exons.